This is a messenger RNA of Syngnathus acus (greater pipefish), 1644 nucleotides long. Its product is annotated as dynein light chain roadblock-type 2-like. Gene Ontology annotation, cellular component: cytoplasmic dynein complex; cytoplasm; centrosome. The transcript is spliced from 4 exons. Gene Ontology annotation, biological process: microtubule-based movement. Bases 425 to 724 code for a protein of 99 amino acids. Gene Ontology annotation, molecular function: dynein intermediate chain binding. NCBI's taxonomy places the organism in Eukaryota, Metazoa, Chordata, Actinopteri, Syngnathiformes, Syngnathidae. The record is from RefSeq and is a predicted model, not a curated record.
CUGACGGACUUAUUAUAUUUGUCUGAACAAAAUACUGUAUGUAGAGUGUAAAUAUACAGUACUGCGUCAAAGACAUGGGCACAGAUGAGACUGUCAGGAUGUAAUAUUCGUGUUGAAUAAUCAAUUUGCGUGCAGUGCUUUUAAUUGGAAAUUGCCCCUGCAAACAUGGCCGCCAUCGAGCACGGCCGUUAUCCGGCCCAAUCAAACCACAACCCCAAUCAAAACAUCAAAAGCACCCGUUACUAUUGACGUCAGACUGACGUACUCUUCUAUCCGGCCCAGUAAAUGUUACAAUAUUACGUAAUAAUUGAUAUUCGACGUCAUUAAGAACGUUGACGUUUAUCACCAACUGUCGUAACGAGGGGCAACGAUUUACAUUAGCAAAUAAUUACUUCAGCAGGUCUUGAAGCUCUUGUCCGGCGAAAUGGCUGAAGUUGAGGAAACGCUCCAGAGAAUUGAAGCCAAUGGGAGUGUAAUGGGUGUGAUAGUUGUCAAUGCAGAUGGUCUUCCAAUCCGAUCGACGUUUGAAAGCUCCAAGGCAAGCAAGUAUGCGGAUAUCCUUCGCCGCCUCACCGCCAUGGCCAGGAGCAUGGUGAGAAAUGUGGACCCUCAAGAUGAUCUCAUCGUGAUGCGCUUGAGCACUAAGAAUCAAGAAGUUAUGGUUGCGCAAGAGAACUCCUAUCAUCUUAUUCUGGUCCAGAGAUUAGAGCGAUCCCGUGUAUGAAUGGCAGACUGAACUGGUCACAUGGUGGGUUAUAUUUGUGACAUGCUGAAAUGAUGUGCAGUGAUAAAGAAUGAGUGGAGGAGAAAAUCAUCUCGCGUAGAUAGGGAUUUUUGUGUCCAUAUGAUGUACGACUGCAUCAGUUAUUCCUUUCUUUGAUCACCUAUAGCUAAACCAGUGAUAGUGGUAGGUAGAAUAAUGAACUGCUUAAAUCGGUACAAAAUAAACCAGAGUAUCCAUUUGCUUUUUGUGCCAUUUUUCUGUUUGCCGAUUGUCUUGUCGUGUUUUUUUAUGUGUUCUCCAUGUCCUAAAAUUCACUCAAGAUGAUCUUGCUCCACAAUAAUUUUGAGAUUGAACAUGAGUCAGGUUUGGUUCUUCCUUUAAAACAUGAUGAACAAUGACGAUUCAUGAUUAUUAGGGGGAGUGGGAGGCAUUCAAGCUAACAAAUAAAAUAACAAAAUAAACAGGCCAUCAUUUAUGGUUCCUUUAUGUUGUGCGUUGAUGUCAUCAGGAGAUCCAAAAAUAACUGCAACUGUGUAAAUACAAUAACGAAGCAACAUUUUAAUGCAAAUUUCUAUUUUCAUGUACAGUACAGCAAUAUGUCAAUAAAUAAUUCACUGCAAAUAUACAGUCCCCCCCCCAAUCGUCCCCCAACAUACAUUAGAUAACAGCUGAUUCAAACAAAUAAGCACGUUUCUAUUGUUGACAUUGUCCAUCUGAGAUAAUAAAGUAUUUCAAAUUAAAAGGCAAAUUAUAUGCUAUACAUGUUCGGUGAUAACAGAAAGUUUGGACAACAAUGUUGACGCUAACUGGAUGUUUCUUCAAGUUCUAUCCGCAUGUAAAGGUAGUAUCUGUAAGUUGUGGUCAUACAGUUGUCAUGGCAACCAGCUCCCCAACAAUUAAUAAAUUAAUGCUAUCACAUC